ACUCGAAGCCGAAAAAGCCAAUCUGGUUAUAAUUUUGAACAUGUUGUACAAUCCUUAAGCAGAUUUCAACUUUCUCCAUUACACAGUUUACACACACGUUGGCCGCUACGCCAAGUUGCUGUAAAUACAGAGUCUGUAUUACUGCAGUAACCAUCGAUAUUCGAACAUGCGCCCUUCCUCAAAUAUUUUUGUCGUCUUCGUCGCCGUAACCGGUGCAUUGGCGGCCAUGGCGUCCGGCGAAUGUACGAUAGCCCACGUGCGGGGUAUUGCAGAGUGCACGUUUCCAUUGGUACAAUGGUCCUUCUCCAUUAAUCACGGACAGCCACUGGCGGAUGUUGCGUUGAUUACGGACAGUCAGCUCGCCUCCCUGUGCCAAAUCGCACGGGGCGUUGUCAGAUGUGUUAAGGAAACAUCACAACCCUGCACGGAAGGAGCUAUGGCUAGCUUGCACGAAGCGAUGACCACUGGCGCACCACUACUGGAGAAUGCAUGUGCUCGGCCUGACUUCGGCAAUAAUGUACGCACUCUGCUUCGCUGCGUCAAAAAGCUGAACCAGACAGCAGGAACCAAGACGCUGCCGUGUGCCUAUAAAGCCGCAAAUCGGAUAAUGACGAAUAUGGAAAACGAUGACGUCAGCAAAGGUUUCUGCUGUAAUGCUAAGGAAUAUGAGGUAUGCAGCGGGAGCGAAUUGGCUGAUAACUGUGACCAAGAAGCAGAGGAAAUAUUCGGCAACAUCCGAGACAAGCUCUUUAAGGCCUUUCAGUGCAACGGCCCCCGCGGUGCGAAUUGUCAGGCUUGGACGCCAGGAUUACCCAGUGGACGCCUAGACUGGGAUGUGACAUCGCUUCUGAUUGAUGAGGAAACUAGGGCGUUGAUGACCAAGAAAGGAUUCUAAUGAUAAACUGUCGCCCCUCCAUAUAAAACGGCUGUUUUUAAUGCAAGCAACAUGCAGCUUACUUCUUUUGACUUUUCUAUUCUGAUUUCCGCAGGUAGACUUAGGUCGCUGUAAAUUUAAUAUUUACAUGUUAAUGAUCCCGCUUUUGCAGCGAAUAAACUGAGUUGUCAAUUUACUGAAUAAGAACGUGCACUAGUACUUCUAU
Messenger RNA from Paramacrobiotus metropolitanus, 1100 nucleotides. RefSeq lists its product as uncharacterized. The record is from RefSeq and is a predicted model, not a curated record. Lineage: Eukaryota; Metazoa; Tardigrada; Eutardigrada; Parachela; Macrobiotidae. Bases 167 to 895 code for a protein of 242 amino acids. The transcript has 3 exons.